Messenger RNA from Aspergillus sclerotioniger CBS 115572, 493 nucleotides. RefSeq lists its product as uncharacterized. The record is from RefSeq and is a predicted model, not a curated record. The transcript has a single exon. NCBI's taxonomy places the organism in Eukaryota, Fungi, Ascomycota, Eurotiomycetes, Eurotiales, Aspergillaceae. Bases 157 to 429 code for a protein of 90 amino acids.
CCCAUUUCAUCCCACCCCCGGUCCGGUCUUAUCCGCCCAGGCCAGUCGCAGGCCCAGCAAGUCAAGUAAGUAGGACCAGGAUCAACGAGGGCGGCGGGAAUGGGGCCGCCCGGUAGGUGAUGAUUAUCCAUCGGCCAUGUCACGAGCGGUCUGGCGAUGAGGAUCGGCAAACUUUGCUACGCGCUGUCUCUCCACUUGCAGGCGCUUGGAGGAGGGGGGGGGGGGGGGUCCUCCGUUCGGAGGAGAGAGGGGAAGGGGAAGAGGGGGAAAAUAAUAAUCAUCGUGGACAAUCGGGAUACUAAUCAUGGCACAAUGCAUCACAUCACCGAUGGCAGUCGAUCGGUCGUAUUCCCAUCAAGCUUUGCCGUCCGUAUGGCGAGACAUCCGGAGGAUAUGUCCAUGUCGCGGUGCCAGCCAUGUUUCACUUGAGAAAGAUGGAUGAGCUGGCCUGAGAUCGGCCUGGUAGGCCUGACCUGGCCUGACUGACUGGCUG